UUAUUUUGACACAUUUUUUUGGAUAGAGUUUCAUGACUGCUAGUCAGUCCGUUAUCAUCCCCUUGGGCCUCCGGACUUUUUGGGGUCUAGCUAAGCAUUCAGAUCUUGGAUGAAUUGCCGAUAGUUGCACUAUCCCUUAUCAAGAGAAAUUUUAACUUUUGUUGGAAACUUUGAGCCAAUUUUGGUUGUGUGAAAUGCCCCCGAAGAAAGAUGCCCCUAGCAAAAAGACCGUCGACAAGCAGAAAGCUAAAAUAGUUGAGGAUAAAACGUUUGGAUUGAAAAACAAAAAGGGAAAUAAGCAGCAAAAGUACAUCGAGCAAGUCCAGAAACAAGUCACGACGAAACCUGUUCGGAGAGUCGAUCCUCUUGACGCUACGAAGGAUAAGAAAGAAAAAGAGAAGGAGAAGGCGGAGGAACUGAAAACACUUUUUAAACCCGUUAUCGCUCAGCAAAAAGUCGCGAAAGAUGUCGAUCCGAAGUCCGUUUUAUGUGCGUUUUUCAAAGUGGGACAGUGUGGCAAGGGCGACAAAUGUAAAUUUUCCCAUAAUUUGGAAGUUGAACGCAAAACGGAAAAGCGGAAUAUCUAUUCGGAUUCGAGAGAUAACGAGAAAGAUGAAGGAAUGGAAAAUUGGGACGACGAGAAACUGCAGGAUGUUGUCAACAAAAAGCACGGCGAGGAAGAGGCACUGAAGCCCAAAACUGACAUAGUAUGCAAGUUUUUUCUGCAAGCGAUCGAGGAGAGCAAAUAUGGCUGGUUCUGGGAAUGUCCAAAUGGUGGAGAUAAAUGUAUUUACAAACAUGCUCUUCCUCCCGGAUUUGUACUGAAAAAAGAUAAGAAGAAAAUGGACGAACAGCUGGAAACGAUAUCUUUGGAGGACCUUAUUGAGAAAGAGCGAGCUGCGUUAGGAGGAAAUCUGACGAAAGUUACGCUAGAAUCUUUUAAAGCAUGGAAAACCAAGAAGCGAAAGGAACGUAUUGAGAAAAUGGAAGCCGACAAAAAGCGAAAGGAAAACGAAUUCCAAGCGGGGCGGCUCAACGGGCUCUCUGGACGUGACAUGUUUACUUUUCGACCGGAAUUGGCUGGUGAAGAUGACGAUGAAGCGGAUGAUACUGUUUACAAACACGAAGAUGACGAAGACGAGGAGAAUUAUAUGGCCAAAGAUAUCGAUGAGUCAUUGUUUGUCGAAGAAGAAGUGGAUGGAACUGGGACUAUUUCUGCUACGACUAUCAGGAGCGGCGUUACUAGUCACCUUCCCGACCUUGAAGCGGCGUCCACGCCGUCCACUUCGAAAGACACUAUUGGCACGGAUGUUGUGAUAGUGGACGAUGUUCCUGUUGAUACCGAAUUGUUUGACGAAGAAGAUGAUGAAGUUUCGGAUGAGGAGGUUUCCGAUGAUGGCGAGGAUGAAGAGGGAUCAGAAACUCAGGAAAAUAAUGAAAAAGAGAAUUCGAGAUAACUGUGUGUAACGUCACGGAAAUUGUCUGAAAGAGCGAAAUUACGUACCGUCUACCGAAAGUCUUUACUUGCGAAUUACUUAUCCGUUACUGAUUGUUUAAGCGUGGCUGUCUAACAGUUACGUGACUUACGUCGGUCCUUUAUGUUUUAUGCAAACAGUGUCGUUCAAAUUUGAAAUUUGAAGAUUCAUUAUGUGGAAGAUAUUUCAAGAACAUUUGAAUGGGGA
Paramacrobiotus metropolitanus is the source of this 1682-nucleotide messenger RNA. Its product is annotated as zinc finger CCCH domain-containing protein 15-like. The record is from RefSeq and is a predicted model, not a curated record. Bases 195 to 1457 code for a protein of 420 amino acids. Gene Ontology annotation, cellular component: cytosol. Lineage: Eukaryota; Metazoa; Tardigrada; Eutardigrada; Parachela; Macrobiotidae. Gene Ontology annotation, molecular function: mRNA binding; metal ion binding. Gene Ontology annotation, biological process: cytoplasmic translation. The transcript has 11 exons.